Molecule: messenger RNA, 453 nt
Organism: Microdochium trichocladiopsis
Lineage: Eukaryota; Fungi; Ascomycota; Sordariomycetes; Xylariales; Microdochiaceae
Product: Mss4-like protein
Exons: 2
Coding region: 1-453 (150 amino acids)
Biological process (GO): response to oxidative stress; protein repair
Molecular function (GO): peptide-methionine (R)-S-oxide reductase activity
Source: RefSeq, a predicted model, not a curated record
AUGUCGUAUCCUGACCAGCGGACCGAUGACGAGUGGCGCGCCGUUCUGACCCCAGAACAAUUCCGCAUCCUCCGUAAUAAGGGCACUGAAGCUCCGUUCUCGGGCAAGUACGACAAGUUCUUCUCGGACGCCGGCGUCUACACCUGCGCCGGCUGCGACGCACCCCUGUACAAGGCCGACCACAAGUUCAAGUCGGGCUGCGGCUGGCCCGCCUACUUUGACAGCAUCCCGGGAGCCAUCACCCGCCACACCGACAGCACGCUCGGCAUGCAGCGCACCGAGAUUGUCUGCUCCAACUGCGGCGGCCACCUCGGCCACGUGUUCAAGGGCGAGGGAUACCCCACGCCCACAGACGAGCGGCACUGCGUCAACAGCGUGAGCAUCAAUUUCUCGCCAAAGGAUAAGAUUGUCGAGGGCGGUGCGGCGGGCAAAGACGGAGAGGCCCAGAAGUAG